AUGGACCUGUUCUCCGCCGCCUGUGAGAACUUCGGUCUGGUCAUCAACACACAGAAGACGGUGGUGAUGCACCAACCGCCACCCAACUCGGCCACAGCACCCAACGCGCCGCCGCAAAUCAGCGUGAAUGGGACCCAACUGCAAGUGGUGGAGAACUUCCCGUACCUGGGCAGUACUCUCUCCCGCAACACCAAGACUGAUGACGAAGUCGCCAACAGGAUCUCGAAAGCCAAUCAUGCCUUCGGUCGCCUCCAAAGCACAGUUCGGAAUCGUCAUGGUCUCCAACUGAGCACCAAGCUGAAGAAGUACAAGGCCGUCAUCCUGCCGACACUACUGUAUGGAGCAGAGACUUGGACGGUGUACGCAAAGCAGGCACGUCGUCUGAACCACUUCCACCUCAGUUGUCUUCGUCUCAUCCUGAGGCUGAAGUGGCAGGAUCGAAUCCCCGACACUGAUGUGCUGGAACGGACAGGAAUCCUCAGUAUCUACGCCAUACUGAGGCAAAUUCAGCUGCGCUGGAGCGGUCACCUGGUGCGCAUGGAUGACGAGCGACUACCCAAACGACUCUUCUACGGAGACGUCGCGACGGGUUCUCGCCGUCAAGGAGGCCAGAUUCGACGUUACAAGGAUACCCUGAAGUCCUCCCUGAAAUGCCUGCAAAUCAACCCCACCAACUGGGAAGAGCUCGCACUCGAUCGACCGGCCUGGAGGAGGACAGUGAAGACAGGCGCUGCGAUCUACGAAGCCAACCGCAUCGCUGCCGCCAAAGCGAAACGUGAAGCCCGCAAAUCACAACUUCGCCCAGUAAGCAACGCCGCCGCACAACCGCUUCCAACGUGUCCUCGAUGUCAACGGACAUUCCGGGCUCGAAUCGGACUUGUUGGACAUCUUCGGAUUAACUGCGCCUCUCGAACGGCACCAACCAUCGUCCCCCCGCCUGCCUCUUCCUCCUCCUCUCCGCCGCCAACUAACCCUGACAAUUCUCCUGACCCAUCACUUCCACCAUCCUCCUCCUCCUCCUCCUCCUCGCCCACUGCUUCAACGGCGGCCGCUCAGGCGACUGUCCCGCGCACAGCAACCGACACUACCACCACCUCCCCCGACUCCAGGGAUGAGAAUCAGGACUACACCUGCCCUCACUGCGACCGUACCUUCACCUCACACAUCGGUCUGGUCGGUCACAGAGACUGGCGAACCAGUGCGUGA
This is a messenger RNA of Spirometra erinaceieuropaei, 1206 nucleotides long. The record is from the annotation of a GenBank genome assembly. Lineage: Eukaryota; Metazoa; Platyhelminthes; Cestoda; Diphyllobothriidea; Diphyllobothriidae.